Vigna angularis (adzuki bean) is the source of this 1908-nucleotide messenger RNA. RefSeq lists its product as uncharacterized. Gene Ontology annotation, molecular function: nucleic acid binding; zinc ion binding. The record is from RefSeq and is a predicted model, not a curated record. NCBI's taxonomy places the organism in Eukaryota, Viridiplantae, Streptophyta, Magnoliopsida, Fabales, Fabaceae. The coding region runs from base 1 to 1908 and encodes 635 amino acids. The transcript is spliced from 3 exons.
AUGAGUCACUCUAGUGUUCAAGGUAACAUCAAUCAUGAUCAGGAAAACAUAGCGUUGAGAGAAGAGCUCAAUAGAACCAAGGUUGAGUUGCAUGAACUAAGGCAAAUGGUCGCGAAUCUUACUUUCAAUCAAAAAGGGCAUUCACAAGGGGAUCACUCUCAUAGGCAAAACCAUAAUCAUGACGAUCAUUCCCAACAUAGUGAUCACCAUAGUUAUCACCCUUAUGAUCACUAUCAACGCCCUCCUAGGCGUCAUCACAACCAAAGAGACCAUCAUGUGGAACCUGAACUUGACCUUCCACCCUUCUAUGGAAGAGACAAUGUAGAAGAAUACUUUGAGUGGGAGAUGAAGGUCGAACAGAUUUUUGAGUGCUACCACAUAGAUGAUAGGAGGCGAGUGACCUUAGCUACUUUGACCUUUCAAGGAGCAGCCCUCUAUUGGUGGACAUCCAUCAUAAGAGAUCAAAAGAUGCAUGGCGACUACACCAUCCAAUACUGGAAUAAAUUGAAAGCAGCCUUACACAGAAGGCAUGUCCCAGCCUAUUAUGCUAGAGAAGUCAUGGACAAGCUCCAUCGACUUCAACAAAGAAACAUGAGUGUUGAGGAAUACUGGCAAAAGUUAGAAUUACUCAUGUUAAGAGCUGGGAUAAAAGAAGAGGAGCAAUUCACCAUAGCUAGAUUCCAGAGUGGAUUAAACUAUGAGAUUAGAGAUAAGGUAGAACUCUUACCUUACUUAGAUCUAAAUGACUUUGUCCAGCUAUGUGUGCGAGUGGAAGAACAAAAUAGAAGAAAAGCUUCCACAAAUAGAUCCUACCCUACCACAUCUUCAUAUAGGAGAGAUCUUAAGAGGGAGGGUAGUUUUCCAAGAUAUGAAGAAUCAAAAGAGAGAGAGCGAGAACGAGAGAAAGAUAAGAUCAAAAGCAAGGAUAGAUAUCUAAGAAAAGAAAAAGAGAACUCUAAAGGAAUGGAACAACGACCUCCAAGAGAGCAAAAAAGAGAUACCAAGGGUAGGGAGACUAGAUGUUUUAAAUGUGGGGCAGGAGGACACUAUUCAAAUGAGUGUCACUUCAAAAAGUCAACCUAUAUCCUUGAGCAUGAAAAUCAUAGUGAGGUAUCAACCUCCAGUGCAUCUGAGUUGUCCUCAUCUGAAGAGGAACAUGAAGCUCCACCUUUUGAUGGACAUCUUGUUAUGGUUAGGAGACUCCUUGAAGCAAAGCAUGUUGACUGUAGAAUGGUGGAAAAGCUAGGCUUAACUCCUACUCCUCAUCCUAACCCUUACAAAGUUCAAUGGAUAAAAGAGGAUGAAGGAAUAGUUGUUAAGGAACAAGUCACAUCUUACUUGGGCGACCCUGACAAUUUGCAUGAUGGGGUCACCAACAAGAUCACCAUCCAACACAAAGGCAAAAAGUUUAUCUUGAGCCCUCUUACACCAUCACAAGUGCGAGAGGAUCAAAUAAUACUUAAGAAAAAGUUUGAUGGUGAGAAAAAGCUCAAAAAUAAAACAAUUUACAAAGAGAAGAAUUUGAGUUUGGUAGAAAGUGCCUCAACCAAUAUAGUUGUCCCAACAAAACAUUCUAAAAAUCUUUUUUUUGGACAACCUCAUUUUCUUCUCUAUUGCAAAGAGGAACUUGUUUCCAUAAAUCAUCCACUUGAUUCUCUUCCAAAAGGGUUACAAAAGCUUUUGAAAGAAUUUAAUGAUUUAUUUCCUAAAGAGGUUCCAAGUGGUUUACCACCUCUUAGAGGAAAUGAACAUCAGAUUGAUUUGAUCCCUGGAGCUAGUCUUCCCAAUAGGCCAGCUUAUAGGACUAACCCUACUGAAUCCAAAGAGAUAGAGAGGCAAGUCCAUGAUUUAUUGGACAAAGGGUGGAUACAAAAAAGUCUUAGCCCUUGUGCAGUGCCAGUGUUGUAA